Molecule: messenger RNA, 2122 nt
Organism: Dipodomys ordii (Ord's kangaroo rat)
Lineage: Eukaryota; Metazoa; Chordata; Mammalia; Rodentia; Heteromyidae
Gene: Csgalnact1
Product: chondroitin sulfate N-acetylgalactosaminyltransferase 1
Exons: 9
Coding region: 501-2099 (532 amino acids)
Cellular component (GO): Golgi cisterna membrane
Molecular function (GO): glucuronosyl-N-acetylgalactosaminyl-proteoglycan 4-beta-N-acetylgalactosaminyltransferase activity
Source: RefSeq, a predicted model, not a curated record
GGAGGAAAGACAAGAACAAUCCCGCACUCCACACCCCGCGGCCCUGGCGAAGACCCACCCACGGGGGACGCGUGGUUCACGGCUGGCACGCUCGGCUUGUGGUUCUGCGGGUGACAGUCUGGAACUUCAGUGUCCUCAGAUUCUUUGCAUCCCCUGGAGAGAAGCCAAGAUCAUUUAUUUUCCUGGAGGAAGCAUGUAGCUCCUUGCUAAGCUUUGCUUGUCAAUCCAGGUCCUGCAGCCUUUUGAGGGGGAGCGGACUACGAUGUGGAUGAACGGGAGAAGUCGGAGUCUCCACCCGACGCUUUGCUUCCUCCUGGAAGACCGUCCAGUGGGAGCGGAGCCGCUGUCUCCCGCGGCGAUCAGCGCCAAGGCUCAGGCCCCUGUGUAGGUGGGAUGGACGGAAGGAGCACGCUGCCGGUGGUCUAGACCGGGGAGCCCUUGCCGGGGUGGGGGGCCGCGAUGCCACGUGGUCUGGACGCAUGGCCCUCCCCUGAGUGACCAUGGUCCGCCGCGGGCUGCUGGGCUGGAUCUCUCGCAUGGCGGUGCUCCUGGUGCUGCUCUGCUGCACCGUUUCGGUCCUCUACAUGUUGGCAUGCACCCCGAAAGGUGACGAGGAGCAGGCCUUGGGGCUCCCCCGGGCCAAUGGCCCCACGGGCAAAGAAAGCUACCAGGCCGUGCUGCAGGAGCGCGAGGAGCAGCACCGCAACUACGUCAGCAGCCUCAAGAGACAGAUCGCCCAGCUCAAGGACGAGCUCCAGGCCCGCAGCGCGCAGCUCCGCACCGGCCAGGAGCAGGCCAGCGAGGCCGCAGGCCUGCACCCCGCCCCGGGCCCUCCCGCACCCCCAGCCCAGGCCGACCUGCUGGCCUUCCUGCGCGCCCAGGUGAGCAAAGCGGAGGUGCAGACCGGGGUGAAGCUGGCCACCGAGUACGCCGCCGUGCCUUUCGAGAGCUUCACCCUGCAGAAGGUGUACCAGCUGGAGACCGGCCUGACCCGCCACCCCGAGGAGAAGCCCGUGAGGAAGGACAAGCGGGACGAGCUGGUGGAAGCCAUCGAGUCGGCCCUGGAGAGCCUGAACAGCCCUGCGGAGAGCGCCCCGAAUCAGCGAGCGUACACCGCCUCGGACUUCAUAGAAGGGAUCUACCGAACAGAAAGGGACAAAGGCACUUUGUACGAGCUCACCUUCAAAGGGGACCACAAACACGAAUUCAAACGACUCAUCUUGUUUCGGCCCUUUGGCCCUAUCAUGAAAGUGAAGAAAGAGAAACUCAACAUGGCCAACACACUUAUCAACAUCAUCGUGCCGCUGGCAAAGAGGGUGGACAAGUUUCGGCAGUUCAUGCAGAACUUCAGGGAGAUGUGCAUCCAGCAAGAUGGGAGAAUUCAUCUCACGGUUGUUUACUUUGGGAAAGAAGAAAUGGAUGAAGUAAAGGGAAUCCUCGAGAACACGUCCAAAGCCGCCAACUUCCGGAACUUCACCUUCAUCCAGCUCAAUGGGGAAUUCUCCCGGGGAAAGGGCCUGGAUGUUGGCGCCCGCUUCUGGAAGGGGAGCAACGUCCUUCUGUUUUUCUGUGACGUGGACAUCUACUUCACCUCCGAGUUCCUCAACACGUGUAGGCUGAACACACAGCCAGGGAAGAAGGUGUUUUAUCCGGUGCUUUUCAGUCAGUACAACCCUGGCAUCAUCUACGGCCAUCACGACGCAGUGCCGCCCCUGGAACAGCAGCUGGUCAUAAAGAAGGAAACUGGGUUCUGGAGGGACUUCGGAUUUGGGAUGACUUGUCAGUACCGGUCAGACUUCAUCAACAUAGGUGGGUUUGACUUGGACAUCAAGGGCUGGGGCGGAGAGGACGUGCAUCUGUACCGCAAGUACCUCCACAGCAACCUCAUCGUGGUGCGGACACCCGUGCGGGGACUCUUCCACCUGUGGCACGAGAAGCGCUGCGUGGACGAGCUGACCCCUGAGCAGUACAAGAUGUGCAUGCAGUCCAAGGCCAUGAACGAGGCGGCGCACGGGCAGCUGGGGAUGCUCGUCUUCCGGCACGAGAUAGAGGCUCACCUUCGCAGACAGAAGCAGAAGACAAGCAGCAAGAAAACAUGAGCCCUCGCCCCCAGGGGUGGAUU